GGUGCGGCUUUGGUGCGGCUUUGUUGCGUGGCUUGUCGGGGAGCAGCGGCGUGGUUGUGGGGCCGAGCGGGCUGUGUUUGGUGCGGCUUUGGCCCGUGCGCUGUGUGGCGAGAGCGGCGUGAAGGGAGGCAGGGCAGCGGCAGGAGGCAGGAGCUUGGCGAGCGGCGGCGGCGGCGGCGGGCGAGAAUGGCGGUGAGGCGGCGGCAGAGGCGCGGGCCGGGCGGCGGGCGAGCGCUGCUGGCCGCGGUGCUGCUGUGCGUGUGGUGGCGGGCGGCGGGCGAGCGGCUCCGCUACGCCAUCCCCGAGGAGCUGGGCAGAGGCUCGCUCGUGGGGCCGCUGGCGCGGGACCUGGGGCUGAGCGCGGACGAGCUGCCGGCGCGCAAGCUGCGGCUGAGCGAGGAGAAGCAAUACUUCACGGUGAAUGAGGAGAACGGCAACCUGUAUGUGAACGAGAGGCUGGACCGGGAGGAGAUGUGCGGCGAGUCGGCGUCCUGCUCUGUCAGCUUCGAGGCGCUGGUGCACAACCCACUCAACGUUUUCCCCGUCGAGGUGUCCAUCGAGGAUGUGAAUGACAAUUCCCCGGCUUUUAGCAAGGCUGUUCUGGACCUCGAGAUUGGUGAAUUAAUCCCUCCCGGUGCUCGGUUUCCGUUGGAGAUGGCGCGAGAUGGAGACGCAGGAAUAAACUCGUUACUAACUUACCAACUCACCCGCAACCCGUCCUUCUCCCUGGCCAUGAAGGAAAAGCCGGGAGGAAAGAAGCAGCCGGAAUUAGCUCUGGAGAGAGUGUUGGACCGGGAGAAGCAGAGUUCCUUUGAGCUGGUGCUGAUGGCAGUGGAUGGUGGGGACCCCGCGAGAUCUGGAACAGUCCAGGUUCGAGUAAAUGUGACGGACGCCAACGACAACUCGCCCAUAUUCAGCAAAAGCCUCUACGAGGCGCGAGUGGCAGAGAAUCUUCCAGUGGAGUCCGUGGUGCUGCAAGUACGGGCGGCGGAUGCGGACUCAGGCUCGAAUGCGCGAGUGUCCUACUCUUUCGGCAGCGUCCCGGACGCCGUCAGGGCGGUGUUCGCGAUCGACAGCGAGAGUGGGGAAAUUCGGACAGUGGGUCCACUCGAUUUCGAGGAGAAGAAUAAGUACAUCUUCGGUCUGGAGGCGACGGACGGUGGUGGGCUCACCGACCACUGCGAAGUGCAGAUCGACAUCACAGACGAGAAUGACAACGCGCCCGAGAUCACCAUUCUAUCCCUGUCCAGUCCCGUGCCCGAGGACGCACCGGUCGGAACCGUGGUGGCCGUGCUGAAAGUGCGGGACAGAGACUCCGGUGAGAACGGCCAGGUGUCGUGCGAGCUGUCGGGGGAGGCGGCGCUGUCGAUGGUGGCGUCGUCGGGCGGCUCGUACAAGGUGGUGACGGCGAGCGCGCUGGACCGCGAGCAGGCGUGGGAGCAGCGCGUGACGGUGGUGGCCCGGGACCGGGGCAGGCCGUCGCUGUGGAGCAGCAGGGAGCUGGUGCUGGAGGUGUCGGACGUGAACGACAACGCGCCGGUGUUCGAGGAAGCGGCGUACAGCGCGUACGUGGCGGAGAACAACGCGGCGGGCGCGCUGGUGCUGCGCGUGCAGGCGCGGGACGCGGACGCGGGCGCCAACGGGCGCGUGAGCUACUGGCUGGCGGGCGGCAGCGCGGGCGCGGCGGGCGCGGCGCCGCUGGUGUCGGUGGAGGCGCGGAGCGGCGCGCUGUACGCGCAGCGCUCCUUCGACUACGAGCAGUGCCGCGAGUUCGCGGUGGCCGUGCGGGCGCAGGACGGCGGCGCGCCGGCGCGCAGCUCCACGGCAACGGUGCGCGUCUUCGUGCUGGACCGCAACGACAACGCGCCGCGGGUACUCUGGCCGGCGGCAGGGGCGGCGGCGGGAGAGGCGGCGGGAGAGGCGUCGUCUCCGUUCGAGGUGGUUCCGCGCUCGGCCGAGGCCGGCUACCUGGUGGCCAAGGUGGUGGCGGUGGAUGCGGACGCGGGGCGCAAUGCGUGGCUGUCGUACGAGCUGGUGCAGGCGUCGGAGCCGGCGCUGUUCCGCGUGGGGCUGCACAGCGGCGAGGUGCGCACGGCGCGCGCCGUGUCCGAGCGGGACGCGGCCAAGCAGCGUGUGGUGGCCGUGGUGAAGGACCACGGGCAGCCGGCGCUGUCGGCCACGGCCACGCUGCACGUGGUGCUGGCCGAGAGCUUGCAGGAGGCGCUGCCGGAGCUGAGCGAGCGGCCGGCGGGCGCCGAGGCGGCGGCGGCGGCCGAGCUGCAGUUCUACCUGGUGCUGGCGCUGGCGCUGCUGUCGGCGCUCUUGGUGCUGAGCGUGGCGCUGGCCGUGGUGGCGCGGCUGCGGCGGGCCGGGCCGCCCGCCGUGCUGCGCUGCCUGGGCGCGCAGCGCUUCUCGCUGGCCGGCGCCGCCUUCCCGGCCGACUUCUGCGAGGGCACCUUGCCCUACUCCUACAACCUGUGCGUGCCGCCGCCGGCCCGCGCCGUGCCCGAGGCCGCUUGGCCGCCGCCGCCGCCACCGGUGCCGGCGGUGCCCGUCCUGUCGGCGGAGGAGCUUCUGGGCGGCGAUUCCUGCGAGAAGCCGAGCCCGAGCAGUAACGUCGUCGUGGGAGAGCCGCCCGCCGAUGCUGGUGCACUGCAGGUGUGUAAAGCGUGAGCUCUUUCUGGUUUUAAAACUUUCUGAAACGUCGUUCAUGUUUUCCGAGUAUUCUCUGCGUGGUGUCAGUGGGGACCUGUCAUCUUUGUCUCUGCAUAGCGGAGGAAGUUUGUCAUUGUUUUCAGGUAACAGAUUCAGCUGACAGGCUUUGACUCUGUCUCUCUUUUCUGCUAGUAGAAGCGUUUCUCUCUGUCUUUCUCCAUGUUUCACAGACUCCUGUUUUUGUGAGUUGCACAGUGCUGUCUCUGUGAUGGAGUGAAUUAAGGAACGGGCAAUGCCCCGUUCAUGGUAGAGCAGGAAGCACUUGGUUCUUCCUUGGUCACAGGUUAAGCUUCAGGUGCGAGGUUUUGUCUUCAACUCUUGAGCUCUAUCAGUUGCAAUGUGUUCGCAGUACCGCAUGCACAUUGGUAUUGGUAUUCUGUGGAAGGAGAAUGGCUGAUUGUUCUUCAGAGGGUCGAGGAAAAAGGGAAAAAACACUGACACCGGGUUUUGUAGUUUUCAUCCUUCCUGACUGCUUUGUUUAGUAAGGCUGUGCUUGGAACUCGUGUAGAGCUUUACACAAACCCGUUCCUUAAACUUUGUUUUGUCCCGGUUUGAUUUAGAAGGGAAACGAAAGUGGGAAGCUCCGUUGUCCAUGCUGAGUGAAAAAAGCGAUUGUUGCCCUUUUCUGGAGGGAUUGCAGUAAUGGGACUGGAUGGCUUCUUUUUUUACGUCCUGGCUGGCAGUUCUCUGUUUUGCCCUUCCUGGUCCUAAUUUCAUAUGCUUGUGAUUGGCUUGAAUGAUUUUUGUUUCACAGAUUUUGAUUUUUCUUUCCUUUCCUCAAAAAGGUGUUGGGGGUGUCAGCAGAACUCGGUGUAUCAGGAACAAAAAAUAGCUGAAAUUCUGUUGGCUAGGAUGGACAUCUGAGAUACGAAGGGAUCACAUAAGAGGGAGAUUGUCCAGGACAUGGUUCAGACACUUGAAUCAAUCCCAUUUCCAGAGUGGUUAGUACUCAGCACAGUUUCAAGAGAACAAUGAUACUUUAGUUCUAUGGUUCUAUAAUUCCUUUCUUGGAAACACAUCGUAUCAGCGAGGUUAAGCAAUGCAUAAAUUAAUAGUUUACUAAUGAGCUUAAAUUCUUUACAUGUU
Poecile atricapillus (Black-capped chickadee) is the source of this 3801-nucleotide messenger RNA. RefSeq names its product protocadherin gamma-B5-like. Bases 187 to 2673 code for a protein of 828 amino acids. Gene Ontology annotation, biological process: homophilic cell-cell adhesion. The transcript has a single exon. Gene Ontology annotation, molecular function: calcium ion binding. The record is from RefSeq and is a predicted model, not a curated record. NCBI's taxonomy places the organism in Eukaryota, Metazoa, Chordata, Aves, Passeriformes, Paridae. Gene Ontology annotation, cellular component: plasma membrane.